Paecilomyces variotii is the source of this 3738-nucleotide messenger RNA. Its product is annotated as WD repeat protein. The coding region runs from base 107 to 3598 and encodes 1163 amino acids. The record is from RefSeq and is a predicted model, not a curated record. Gene Ontology annotation, biological process: tRNA methylation. Gene Ontology annotation, cellular component: cytoplasm. The transcript is spliced from 3 exons. NCBI's taxonomy places the organism in Eukaryota, Fungi, Ascomycota, Eurotiomycetes, Eurotiales, Thermoascaceae. Gene Ontology annotation, molecular function: protein binding.
GGAGAAUAGAACUGCCUCUAGGCAGUAUUAUUGGGAUCAAGUAUCGAAGUACCUCAUCAGAGGUUUCAAUAUUUACCUACGACUGUAGGUGCGGGUCUCGUACCCAAUGUCUCUCUCUCUUGAGCACAUCGAUGCCUGCCUUCCAAUAUCUGGAAUAAGAGUCUUCAGUCUGCAGGGGUACGAUGUAGUAAUCUAUGGCCAGGGUCCUUAUACCCGCAUUAUUAAUGAGGCUACUGGAGUGGUUCUAGCCGAAACUAGGGCCUUCAAAAGGAACAAUGUUCAUGGCUUUCUAAUUACUGAACAGAAAUCGCAGAACAGUGGGCAGAAUGAAGUGCAGAUCCUAACGUGGGGUGGACAUUCAGUGAGAGUCCUCAGAUUGAGCUAUCUGAAAACUGAUGUUGGGUUCCAACAUCUAUGCUUGUCAGUAGCAAGCCGCGAGUAUGCAGCUCCGGACUGGAUCCUCGAUGCGUGCGCUUCUCAUGAGGACGAUAAUCGGAAUAGAGCUUAUUUGGUCACGGCUCAUAAUGCGUUGCUGCUUCUUGAUAUCAACCCUGAGACAGGGAUUCAUUUGCAACAGCUAGCAACAGGCGUCAAAACAAUGCUAUAUUCCGCAGACAUCCUGGCACUUUCUGCUACACAUGUCCUCAUAGCUGCUGGGACUGUCUUUGGUGAAAUCGUCGUGUGGUCUUAUUUUCUUGAUGAAGAUGGAAGUUUUCUCACAGAUAACUGUACGUCUAUUCACCAUUUUUUUACUGGACAUCAGGGAUCCAUAUUUGGCGUCGACAUAUCUCCUGAAAUCGCUGUCGUACGUGAUGGUAAACCAGGACGGUUACUCGCAAGCUGCAGUGACGACAGAACGGUCCGGAUCUGGGACAUCAGUGACUGUUCCAAAGCGUCACGCCACGAUCCUUCUGCAUAUUCUACGGAUGGGUUCGAACUUCGAACGACAGGAUUCGGUAGUCAUGCUGAGACGUCUUCUCUUAGCUCGGAAAACUGCAUCGCGGAAUGCUUCGGUCACGCCGCACGAAUAUGGGGUAUCCAUUUCCUACAUACGUCAUCUGAACCUACGGUGAGCCUCGUUUCUAGGGGCGAGGAUGCAGCCUGCCAAUUAUGGAAUCUUACAUGGGACAAUCAUCUCUCGUCGGAGCCCAAAUUCCACUUGGAAAAUUUGUCAACCCUGUAUCAUCAUACCGGAAAGCACAUAUGGGCUUUAGACAUUCUCAGGGCACCCAACAGCACCGUAAUCUACACAGGCGGUGCUGAUGGUGGCCUGAAAGCCAUAGAGUUGGGUCCUAUCAACAACAAAGUCCUUUCUGCUAAAGCUUCUCUGAAGGAUGAGAAAACACUAGUGAGGACUGAUGACCGAAUCAAAGCGUUUGACUUUGUCACCGACGAUUGUUUCAUUGCAGUCACUGUCCAGGGACAAAUUCGUAUAGGUCACUUUCACCCUGGACCUAACCCUCUGUGCGAGCAAGAUGACCGGAUCUCUUGGGAGGAAAUAUCCACUGAACCCGAUCUCGCGUCCUUCGCUUUCAUCGCCAGUCUGCCACGUCGAGGGUUAGCGGUGAUAGGAAACGCAAACGGUCUUAUGCGUCUAUAUGAUCACCAUUCAAAGACCAUCAGAGUCGUUGCUGAGACUGGCAGGCGGCCAAUGGACCUCUAUGUUCUUGAUCAUCAGACAGAAGGGGCCUCUAACGAUAGUCCGGCUGAUUCUUUCUCCAUCCUGGCAACGCGUGCUACUUCCGACUAUGCUGAUCUGAUCGUCAUAAAGUCACUGGAUGGUUCGAGCCCGGACGUAGACACUUUUGAACUGGCAUUGCCUUCUACUUUCAAGGUAACCAGUUCUUUGUAUCUUUGUGGUCGCCGUUACAUUACCUUUGGGUCGCUACUUGGAGGCCUAGCGCUAUAUGACAUGUCGGUUCACUCAGAUGCACCUUUGGAACCUCUGAUAUGCAUCCGUCGUGUUCAUGGCUUCGACGUGGUCACUUCUCAGACACAUGUCCUAUCACGCGUUGAUGUGGACGGCACGCAUGUGGAUUAUUUCAUAACCUGUGGCCGAGAUAGCUUCUACUGUCUUCAUGAGUUGAGAUCAGCAGCUGAACCAGGAGGUCCCGUUCAUCUCAAAACAAUCCAUCGUUCUUCACCUUCCCUCAAACAGACUAUUGAGGGCGCCUAUUUUGAAAAAGAAACUGGUGAUCUGAUGUUAUAUGGCUUCCGCAGUAAAGAUUUUGUUAUUUGGAACGAAUCAACUCGAUCUGAGCUGCUCACCAUUGGCUGUGGAGGCGUGCACAGAAGCUGGGCAUACUGCAAUAUCCAGGCAUUACCUGGGUGUGGGACAUUCUUGUGGAACCAGGCCAAGAAUUUAUACACUGUCCGAAUGACAACCCCCUUGCAAAGAACGCUUCGUGUGGGCAGUCAUGGUCGAGAGAUAAAGUGUAUGGAGACGACAAAGAGUUCGGAGGCCCUUUUUGCCACAGGCGGCGAGGAUACAACAGUGCGCAUAUUCAAAUCAGCGCCUUCAGCAGCGAAUAGCCCACGAGGAGCUUUCGAAUGCUUGCGAGUGCUUAACCCACAUAAUACUGGACUCCAGCAAGUGACGUGGUCGUCAGAUGGAAGAUUCUUAUUCACAAGCGCGGGCCAAGAAGAGCUAUUUGUAUGGAGAGCACGCUCUAUUCCGGUGUUCGGUCUUGCGAUCAUCCAAGAGGCGUCCUGUCCGAAAGAUGACCCUCAGUCUGAUCUCCGAAUAACCAGCUUUGACGUCUUAGACAUAACAAGUGAAAAGGGGGAGGAUCGCUUUUUAUUCUGUCUGGUCUGCUCUAAUUCGACAGUGAAGAUCCUAUACUAUACGUCCUCAGACGCGGGCUCCCAGUUUACGCUGCUAGCAAAGGGUACAUAUAUGACCAAUUGUCUUACUCGGGCACAGUUUUUAAUGUGCCAUUCUUCAAUCAACCUGAUAACUUGUGCCACCGAUGGGCACUUUUCAGUCUGGGACCUGCGUCACAUUCUGGAGCCUCUUUUCUUUGUUGAGUCCUCAAAAGUUAUUCCACGGCCGUCGGCUCUGUCAGAUGCUGUAAAGCUCGCCGAUCUGCCCUCAUAUACACGAUAUCAGAUCCAUCAGAACAGCAUCAAGUCUAUGGAAUACGUGGAUCUAUCAGACUCGAUGAAAAUUAUUAUUGCUGGUGGAGAUGAUAACGCACUGUCGAUUUCCUUACUCGCGCUGCCAACCAUCGACGUUGCCAAAGAUGCUGAAGUGACAACAGUAUCAAUACCCGAUGCUCAUGCAGCUUCUGUAACCACAAUCAAAGUGCUUCCUUACCCGAAGGAAAUGCUAGAUGCUACCGGUUCGCAAAGAAACUUCCUUGUUGCAACUUCAGGCAACGAUCACCGGAUCAAAAUAUGGUCAAUUACGAUAGACCUUGAAAAGAAAGGUUCAGACGUCAUUGAUAUCGUUGAGAAAGUAAAUCGGUAUUCCCCGGUUGCGGAUAUAUCGUCUAUGGAUAUCAUCCGCGCUCCGGCAGCAGACUCCGAUUCCGAAAAAGGCUUGAAGCUUCUCGUCUGUGGAGUUGGGAUGGAGAUGUUGGAUAUUCAGUUUCCUUAGGAUACCCAAGCAUACAAAUGAAAAUCUGCCUCGUGUUAGAUCCCCAAAAACAUUCUGCAACUUGACUUUUCAUCUUAGAUUCCGAUACGAGAAUCUGAGUAUUUUCUGGUUGGUGGAAAAAUAGCUUUGGAUUAAUGAAU